Messenger RNA from Aspergillus welwitschiae, 453 nucleotides. RefSeq lists its product as uncharacterized. The transcript has a single exon. NCBI's taxonomy places the organism in Eukaryota, Fungi, Ascomycota, Eurotiomycetes, Eurotiales, Aspergillaceae. Bases 1 to 453 code for a protein of 150 amino acids. The record is from RefSeq and is a predicted model, not a curated record.
AUGGCUAGUUAUGGACGCGUUGCCCUGUGUUACGAUCCUCUCCAUCGCGAAAGAUGCAUUGGGUUGUUAGACAACGGGCAUCCCUGCCCAUACGACGUCGAUCUACAGUGGCGUGAGAUCGCACAUACACAGCUGCAACUACUUCAAGACAUGACCGACUUGACCGCCAGGGAAUCUUGCCUUAAUUCUAUCACAAAACAUCUGCUAUGUGACUCCCACCGCCGUAUCCUGGUGCGCUCGACGAAACAUAGGUAUGUACCAGAUCCUCCACUGAUUACUGCGAUGGUCAAUAAUGAUGAUUCCAGACACAUAUCACCGAUGAUCCAAAAGAAAAGCCAAUCCAUGGUUCAGGAUGCGCCCUAUCAUCUUCUUCGUCGAGUGGCUGGAGGAAUGAAGAGUCAAUUGGAGGCCACAUAUUGGAACGAACAGAGAUCUUCAUCCUUGGGGGGCUGA